Messenger RNA from Periconia digitata, 1292 nucleotides. Lineage: Eukaryota; Fungi; Ascomycota; Dothideomycetes; Pleosporales; Periconiaceae. The record is from the annotation of a GenBank genome assembly.
UCCAUCAUGAUCCAUCUCUCUAUCCGUAGCCUCAUGAGGCAGGCGAAUCACAAUCCAGAGAUGUCGGCGUGCAAAGCCGAAUCUUUGCAUGCUGCCUGUCUGCACCCAUUACCGUCACAUCCACCAUCCUAUUCCGACCACACCAGACUGUUCAACACCUUCGCUACCCAACUCUCCAGCAGAACAAGCGCGACCUUCUUCAUCCUGACAUACGGAUCGUCGUCGCCGCCCCUCCCUUAUGCUGUCCAACAGUGUAACCUUUUGGCCCCUGGUGUCUGUCCUACCGGGUACCAAGCGUCCUUAUCACGAGGCCGAGGAACACACUUGAGACUGCGAGGGCAAGAUCAUUUGAAAAACCUCUUCUGCAUUGAUCUGGUUGCAAUCAUGAUCAUCAGGUCCCAAGAACGUGCAUCCACGCCCUCCGACCAGGGACCUGUCCAAGGAAAAUGUCAAAGGCGAACCCCUCAGUCAUGUCCAUGGUUACCCAGAUGCCAGAGAUCCAGAUUUCCCAUCUCCAUUUCUCGUCGACUACCUUUUCGCGUUUCACACAUGCACUGCACUGUAUACAGGGAUUGUGUGCUGGGGUCUGCUCGGAUUCUAGCCGAGCUCCUGCAGUGCAGGGCGAACUGUUGCAUGCUCGCAUUCGUGUGUACUUUUUACUGUUCCCAGAUUCACAUCUAAACACGCUGACAUGUGCAGAGGCUUUCCAAGUCACAACUCACCUGCGCUCGUGAUAUCUGCCUCAAUUGACGAAUUACUGUGCGGCCCAGCAACAUGCACGAGUGUUUUCCCUCCUCAUUGCUCGCAAGUCUACACACGCGGUGAGCUUAUCCCACUAACUGAUCUCCGAUGAUUCGUCAUGCGCCAUGCAGUUGAGAAGCGAAGACAAAAAGCAAAGCUGAGUCCAAUCAAGCAACCGUGGAGCGUGCGUACGUGUGUGUGCUGCAAAUUAAAGCAGACGCCACAGGGUCUUCCGGAGAAGGACUCCUCCCGCUUUUGUUGAUCUUCACAAUCUCACGUAGAUCCUCAUGUCCCAUCCGUCUCCUGUGCGGUUGGAUCUGUGCUUUCGUGAUUUUCGCCCCCUUCUCUGUUAUCAAAGUUCUCGUUGGGACAGAUUCAGCGGGGAAUGCGGGGUUCUUCCGCGCUUUACUGACCCUCUUGUCCACGGCGGCUACGCCCUUGUACGAACCAAGAUUCGAUCUGUGUUCCAGCCAACGUACCACAGGUUGAGUGCAGGCUGUCGAGGUUGGCAAAGUUGGGGACGGAACAGAGACGGCGCGCGCUCCAUGGUG